UCUCUCCACUAUUCCGCUCGGAGAACGACACAGAGUGAGACGCAGAGCCGCUCGUGUUCACCUGGAUUACGCGGAGAAGGAAGCACGUCGAGUUGGACUCCGCAGAUGAGCGCGACAGCCCCGGGAGGGCAAGUGUGUGUGUGAAUGUGUGUGCGUGUGUUUCGCAGCAGGCUCCGUUCAGCGAAAGAUGAACAAAAACCACCGAGUGCCGAGCAGCCGAUCUCUGAGCGCCGUGGAGGUGAAGAGCAAGUUCGGAGCGGAGUUCCGACGCUUCUCUCUAGACCGUUCCAAACCAGGCCGCUUCGAUGAGUUCUAUGGCCUUCUCCAGCACGUGCACCGUAUCCCCAACGUGGAGCUGCUGGUGGGCUACGCCGACAUCCAUGGAGACCUGUUGCCAAUCAACAAUGACGACAACUACCACAAGGCGAUCACCACAGCGACGCCCUUGCUCCGCUUAUUCCUGCAGAGGAAAGAGGAGGCGGACUACUCGACAUUUGGCACCAACUCUUUGACACGCAAGAAACCUCCCCUUGCUGCAGUGCUCCUGCGCCCUGAUGCAGGCAGGAAGAAGCCAGCUGUAGUCAUCAGCCUUCCCCGAGACUUCCGUCCUGUCUCAUCCAUUAUCGAUGUAGACGUGCUGCCUGAGACACACCGGCGUGUGCGCCUUUACAAAUACGGCCAGGAAAAGCCGCUAGGCUUCUACAUCCGAGACGGCUCAAGCGUCCGAGUCACUCCUCACGGCCUGGAGAAAGCACCGGGUAUCUUUAUCUCACGCCUGGUGCCCGGAGGCCUUGCUGAAAGCACAGGCCUGCUCGCCGUCAACGACGAGGUCCUCGAGGUCAACGGUAUUGAGGUGGCCGGGAAAUCGCUCGACCAGGUCACGGACAUGAUGAUCGCGAACAGCCACAACCUUAUCAUUACAGUGAAGCCGGCCAACCAGCGCAACAAUGUGGUGCGCCACAACAAUGGUGGAGGUGCGUCGGGCAGCUCGGGUCGAUCCUCAGAUAGCGGCGCCAGCUACUACAGCUACCCCGCGCCUGACGCUAUGGCGACAACCCCUGCACACAUCAUCCAGAACUUCCAUCCUGAGGAAGUAGACAGCGAUGAGGAUGAUGAAGACUUGGUGAUUGAGGCAAGUAGAGAUAGUAGGCUCAUGCCGGGGUCAGGGAUGGAGGCUAGCUCCAGCAUGUCCACCCUGCCUAGGUAUAAGCCUCAUUUUGAUCUUCGAAAUUCCAACGGGACCUUUCAGCCUUCCGUUAUGAACAGCAGCAGCAACGCAGGGACACUGAGGGGCCCUGAUCGAGGUGUGCAGACGCAGAGCUUGGAAGAGGACGGCACAGUUAUUACACUCUAGAAACAGUCAAACGUCAACGACAGACACACACACAUGGCGGAGCUUUAAACUGAAUAUACUGAAUAUACUGAAUAUAAGCGGUAUAUACAAAAAAAAAAACGUCCUUACCAUAUUCACACACGUUAUUUACAAAUACAACUUACACUUUACUGACGCACACAACACACUCACGUGCCAUAAGACUAACGAUGAGAUUUUACUCUGUGAGAUUACUGAAUCCACUUUUGAAUCAAAUUUUUUAUUCUUUUUGGAAAGGUGCUUCGGAAAAUCCACAAAACAGCACUCGUCUUUAAAGCACAGAUCUUUUUUUCCUGCUGGAGGAACCGCUACAGACUUCCCUCCAUAAUCUUUGGCACAAUAACAUUUAAUGGAUUUGACUUGAGUGUGAACUUGAGGAUAAUUGCACAUGUAUGCAGGUUUUUCCUGCCUGUGGAACUACAAAGAUAGACCUCUUUGUGACAAUUUCGGUGACGACAAUCUCUUUUAAUGCCCUCUGUCGAGUCAGGUGACUCUGGGAUCCAAACAAACAAAUUUCAGUGACUUUUGCGUUUCAAAAAUAGCACAGUAAUUGAGCUAUGGCUACACUGUUAUUCUACGCGAGGCAUAUGGAAGCCUGUGUGAUAUUAAGUUUUUUUUUUGUUUUGUUUAGUUUUUUCCCCCGAAUGUCGACUAAAUUUAGGAUGCUUUUAAACUUUUCUUUGUUCAAAUUAGUUUUUACCUACACUGGUUGGGAGAUUUAUUAGGCUUGUAAUGGGCCUCUGCUAAUGCUUUUAAUCAUUGCCAAGGACCCAAAAAUCAUAUUUUUGUAGCAGAUAUUUAAAAAUUUUUUUUUACUUUUUAUGAUUAUGACAAGGGCUGUCUCCCCGCUCUGUUGCAUCUAAUUUAUGUGAUGUUUUUCUUUUAAUGAUGGCACUAAUUGUCAAUCUUUAUCGCAAAUCAACUAUUUUGUCUUAGCACUCUGAAGUGAAAUAAUUCAUGUGUGAGGAGUGUGUUGAAACCCAUUCGAAUAAUACACAGUGAGUGUGGAAUAUUAGAUAGAAAACGGUUUUAAUCCAUCACAACCAAAUAGUGGUACAGAGCUACAGGCUGCAGAAGGAGCACUUUUGUAAAAACCUGCUCCCAGGUGACUUGCUGUGGCUGGUCAGAGAAUGAAUUCGUAACUGAACUCUGACCCGCAGUACAUCACCGUUGAGCCUUUCUCUAGUUAUAACUGUAGCAGCAGAUAUAUGAACGCUGAUAGAGGUUUGUACGCCUGUGUGACGUGAGCACUGGCUGCAUUAUUCUUAUCUAAUAAAGAUAUCCUCCACUAAGGUACAUUCUGUCACAAAAAAAAAAAACACACACCUGUACUUGUUUUCCAUUGCUCACUUACUUUUUUAAAUGUUGCACUGCUUGGUGCUAAGGUAAGAAUUUCCUUACAUCAUAUGGUGAACAAUAUUGAUCACGUAUGUUUCCUUUCCUUUAAUGCUUCUGAAAUUGGCUUAUGUAUAAACAUUUACACACUCGGGAAACAGUUACCUACUACCUGAAUACUUUGCUUCAAGUUAACUUUAUUAUUGCUGAUACAUUUGCGUUAAAUCUGUAUGGACAGCCCAUUUGUAAGUUCAAAGGCAAUAUAAAAAAAAGUUAGAUUUUAUAUUUAAAGGAUGUACUGAAUAUACAUCUUGAAUGUGAUUGAUAUUUUGAUAGACUGCUGUGCCUCAUAUAUUCUUAACCAGUGUUCUUAGAUCAUUCUCCAUAGUGUAGAACACCUAGCUUUAUCUUCCCGUAUUGUACUCGAAAUGAGAAUUAAAAACACUGGAUGACUGUGAGCAGAACACAUUCCUGUCCAGUUUCUUCCCCUCGUACAUAGACGCUUUAAUAAACUCAAUAUUUUAAAAAGGAUUUUUAAUAGUACAGUAGAUAUACUGUAGUAUGACCAGAUUGUCCCUUUAACCUAUAAUUCCUAUCUGAUCUUCAUUAAGACCGGAUCAAAUUGCAUUAUAGGAAGCCUAAUUAAUUUAUUUUGCUAACCACUUUACUACACUUGGGAUUGUAACCAGAUGUAUUUAUUUUCUAAUCAUCUCUCUUUCUCUUUUUUUUUUCUUUUGCUUUUGCUUCAUAGAUGAUCAUGUUUUGGGGCCACGUUUAUUUUUUUUAAGUAGGCUUAAAUUUUUUAUAGAGCAUAAGUUAUAGAUAACAUUCUGUUUUCCAUACUGUGAAUUUAUUUCAUUUCAUUUCUGGAGGAGAGCUGAAUGAAUCAAAGACCAUGUACUAAUGGACUUUUGUUUUGUGUGUGUCAACUCUUUUCGUUUCUUUUUGAUAAUGAGCAAUGAUUAUUUUGCUUCUUAGAGAAAUCCUAUGGUAUAGAUUUGUACUUAAAGGACCAGUAUUUUCAUAUUGCUAUAUACUGUAAGUUUGUAUCACAUUAAUUAAACUGUUUAAAAUGAUAAAUCCUAUAUUAAGACUUAGAUGCACAUGUAUACAUUAGUCUAUAAGCUGGAUGAAAUAAACUAAUGUU
Molecule: messenger RNA, 3854 nt
Organism: Clarias gariepinus (North African catfish)
Lineage: Eukaryota; Metazoa; Chordata; Actinopteri; Siluriformes; Clariidae
Gene: pard6b
Product: par-6 partitioning defective 6 homolog beta (C. elegans)
Exons: 3
Coding region: 188-1354 (388 amino acids)
Biological process (GO): centrosome cycle; regulation of cellular localization; establishment or maintenance of cell polarity
Cellular component (GO): nucleus; apical plasma membrane; cell cortex
Molecular function (GO): protein kinase C binding
Source: RefSeq, a predicted model, not a curated record